GAAGAUUAUGGAAACGCCCAUUUUUUGGGCACUGAAAAAAGCCCGUUUCGUUUCCAGGAAUUUCUUGUUUGUGAGUGCUAUUUCUCUUCCGUAUACCGGCACGGGCUAAACACAUUAAAGCACUUUCACCAACAGCUUUCAGCAAUCAUUGGUUAUUGUGUUAUUGGUUAUACGGGAGCGCACGUAAAAGCGAAAGCGUUCAGAUCAGACACAUCACCGGGCAACUAUGAACGUGGGUGAGUUUAGAGCUAUGCUCUUAACAAUAUCCAAUGGACUCGAACAGGACAGUCUGGAAAGCUUGAAGUUUUUGUGCAAGUUGGACGUCGGGAAGAAAAAACUCGAGCAAAUAAAGAACGGGAUCGACCUGUUUGAGUGCCUGAUCGAAAGGGGUCAAAUCAAGCACGACGACACGGUGUAUCUGCGAUCACUUUUGGAAAGGGUCGGUAAGACGGUAUUGAUCGAACACAUUGACAAUUAUGAGAGCGGAUCGACAACCAUCGCUAAUCUGCUGGACGCGAAAGAGCAAGAGAAAAUAAAUAUCGCAACUGACGUCAUCGUGGAGCAGCUGGGACGACAUUGGAAGAAAUUCGGACGAAAAUUGGGACUAAAGGACACCAAACUGGACAGCAUUCAAGACAAACACAAGUGUGAACUAGAGGAGCAAGUUAGAGAGGUUGUCAAAGAGUGGAUGAAGAUCAAGAGAGAAACCGCAAGAGUGGAGAUGCUCAUUAGAGCUCUGCGUGACUGCAAACAGAACUACACUGCUGAUCUCGUGGAUAAUAAACUACAUAGUGAAGGAUAUUAGGACCGGCUCUUUUUCUUUCUUUCCGUGUAUUAUGAAAGGACAUAUCUGCAGGAACUGCUAAUAAUGUGAAUUUCCCUUUGAAGUUCAAAUGAGCCUUUGCAAAUUUUCCUGAAUCAGUUGUUAAUGGUGGUGCCUAAUGAAUAUUUGUUAAAGAAUUAAAUAUCGGUCUAUAUAUUUAAGAUUUGUCAUUGGGAUGCAGAUAACAAACAUAAUAUAUCUGUAAGAUAUGUCUCCUUUUCCCUUUUGAAUAGUUUCUAGACAAAAAAUUCUCAUAUUUUUGUGAUUUUUGUUUCAAGUCGCCUGUCGAGGGGUAAAAUGUGAUAAAUUACAAAUGAAAAAAGGGAUAUUUUUAGUACUUUUUAAUGUCUUUAAAGCAACACUAUGCUACCCUGAGCUUAAAAUAUUACCUCUGUCCAGUCCGUGUCAUGAGUUACAUGAGCAAUAAACAUCUCUGGUACCAUUCUGGACCAUUAUGGA
This is a messenger RNA of Triplophysa dalaica, 1282 nucleotides long. It is a transcript of the gene fadd, whose product is annotated as Fas (tnfrsf6)-associated via death domain. Bases 227 to 805 code for a protein of 192 amino acids. The record is from RefSeq and is a predicted model, not a curated record. Gene Ontology annotation, biological process: regulation of apoptotic process; signal transduction. NCBI's taxonomy places the organism in Eukaryota, Metazoa, Chordata, Actinopteri, Cypriniformes, Nemacheilidae. The transcript is spliced from 2 exons. Gene Ontology annotation, molecular function: protein binding.